This is a messenger RNA of Exophiala bonariae, 513 nucleotides long. RefSeq lists its product as uncharacterized. The record is from RefSeq and is a predicted model, not a curated record. The transcript is spliced from 2 exons. Bases 1 to 513 code for a protein of 170 amino acids. Lineage: Eukaryota; Fungi; Ascomycota; Eurotiomycetes; Chaetothyriales; Herpotrichiellaceae.
AUGCCGCUCUACGACGUCGAGCACAUCACGCCCCUAACAGAGGCCCAACAAGCCAGCCUAGCACAGGCAUUCACGAACCUCCACAGCCAGCGGUUCGCCACGCCCAAAUUCUUCAUCAACGUCCGCUACACCGACGUCAGCGCCCAGGCCGUGUACCGCGGCGGGCGCAAGGUAGAGUACAACCGCGUGAUCCUGCGGACGCGGGUGGGCGAACAGCGCACCAAGGAUCUCUACGACGACCAUUGUCGUGAUAUAGUGAGGAUCUGGGAGGAGCAGAUCUGCUGUGAAGGUCCCGGUGGAGGUGGAGGUGGAGAUGGCGCCAAAGAUGGGUUGAGGACCGUCUGGGUGUUGGGCGCGUUGACGACGGCGGUGGAAUGUGGCAUUGCGAGACCGCGAGUUGGCGAGGAAGAAGAAUGGCUGAAGAUCAACAUGGAGGAAUUUCGAAACUUGGCUCGGCGCGGUGAUGAGGACUUUGUUGAAUUGGUUCGCGAACUUGAUGAGGUUCAAUCAUGA